Messenger RNA from Colletotrichum siamense, 897 nucleotides. RefSeq lists its product as uncharacterized. NCBI's taxonomy places the organism in Eukaryota, Fungi, Ascomycota, Sordariomycetes, Glomerellales, Glomerellaceae. The record is from RefSeq and is a predicted model, not a curated record. Bases 1 to 897 code for a protein of 298 amino acids. The transcript has 2 exons.
AUGACGGCAGGAGAAUUAGAAGAGACGCUGAUCUCGCCGGAUGACUGGAUGGAGGGUGUCGGUGUGGCAACGCUCGAUACGGAGACCAAUGUACUCGGAGACGGUAAGGUGGGGCUGGAGGUCAACACGGUCGGUACCGAACUUAGGAUCGGAACAUUCGAUGAAACUGGCAACACCGAGCUGGGAACUGAUAUGACCGGGAGCGAAGUUGGCAGAGAGGUUGGCAGAGACGACGGCACGGAGAGGGGAAGAGAAGCUGGAACGGAUCCGGGGCUAGAGCUCGGACUCGGGUUGACGACGGGCAAUGUGGUCCGAGAAGAGCUUUGCCCAGGCCCGGGACCAGGGUUGGAGUUUGGCUCUGAGACUGGUGGGGUCUCUGCGGGGCUCGGAGACGGUGCUACGACAAUGGGUGAGCUGGUGAUCACUUGCGAAGUCGCUGGUACCGAUGCCGGAAUGCUCGAGUUCGUGAACCUCAAGGAAGAUGAGGGGCUGAAGACUCCUGAUGCGGGUGAUGUGGAGGCGGAAGCUGUGGUUGCGGAGGUUGAGGAAGAGGACGAGGGCGUCGAUGAUGAGCUCUCCGUCGACGAAACACUGGAAGAAGUGGAGGUGGUGCUGAUCGUGGAAGAAGUACUCUCACUACUGGUCUCUGUUGCGCUAGAGAUGGUCGAUGAAGUACUCGAGGUCGAAGAAGUAAUCGUACUACUUGUGACGGUUGAGCUUGAAGAGCUAGUGGCGCUGGUAGAUGUUGGUGUAGAUGAGGAUGCGGUGCUUGAUGUGCUGCUGCUCGAGGAAGUUGUUGUGACCACGGUCGAAGAACUCGUGAGAGUGCUAGAGCUGCUACUCGAACUUGAUGUUGUGGAGCUCCCAGGUAAGGUUGAGAUAGGCUGGUUACCGUAG